AUGGCUUCUGCAAGGAAAGUAACGGAGAAGCGGCAUAACCCCGUGGAAAGCAUUUGCAGAAAAAUCAGAGCCAUCCAAGAGGGAGAAGCAAUUUCAAAUCCUAUUCGACAAAUUAUCAAAUACCGAUCUAGCAGUUUUGAUAGUCCACAGACUAACACCAAGAAACGUUUUGAAGAGGUACUAAAGAAAAUGAUAGCUGCUCACAUUCCUAAGCCUCACACUAAUUUCUCGAGUACUGAAGAAGAUGGUGCCUUCAUUUCAUCUCCUCAAGUAGUGUCUCCGAGAACUCUGCCGGUGUCCCAUGUCACUUCUCCUGAGAAUGCACAGUGCUCCCAGUACACGUCUUUGACAUCACAGAUCAGAAAAGUGGAGUUCUUCUCCAACAAGGAUUUGAAAAACUUUUGUAGCAAAAACGAUUUUAGUACCUUAACACUUGACUUUGAUUCCACUUCUGGUCGAAGUUCUGAAUUUUUUACCUCUCAGGAUUCAGAAGUGAAAAAUUUAUGUCUGAACGAAGAAGGAUGGAAACUAGGAACUGAUGAUGACAAAGUAGAUACAACAUGCAGCAUCAACAGGAAGUGUGAAGAAGAGUUAGUCACAAGUAUUUUUCAUGUGUGUGACAUAAAACAAAGAGGCUCAGUGGGAGUUGCCAAAAUAAUAGAAUACCUGAGACAAACAACUAGUCAAGAUUCUGAAGAAGAUGGCCUUCAGAAGCUGUGGAACAUGCUUGAUCCCAAAAAGAGAGACCUGCUUGUGGAUCUGGAAAAUUUCCAUGUUGCCAUGAAAGAAUGGAUGGCUUGCUGUAGAAAUACAUGGGAAGGAGUGAACAGUGAAUUAAGCAGCAGAAUUGAUGAUUUCAUUUUUGAGCAAUGGGACAGCAUAAAAUCAGGUGGAACAUUUAAGAUGACCACAGAUAUAACAGAUUCUACAUCAGGGAGCUUCGAGGCUUUGGGCAGAGACAUGUCUAAAGAAACCUUAGAGAUGUCUGAUUUGAUUACCUUUGUAGCAGACCUGAAUUUCAACAAGCAGAAAUUGAAAGAGGAAAAUAACAAGUUGAAAUUGGCAUUAGAAACCUUGGAAGACGCUAACAGCCAGUUGUCGGAGGACUGUACUGAAUUGCGCUCUCAGAUAAAAAGUGCCCACCAGGCUAUUAUGAGGACAAAUCUGUUAAAAGAAGAAUUAGAGGAACUGAAAAUUAGUUUGAAUGCUUCAGAAGAGCAGAAGGCCAUGGUUAUAGCCCAGAACAAACAACUAGAGGAAGAAAACCGUGCUCUGAUUCUUAAGAUUCGGACUCUCCAAGAAGAGAAUACUAAGAACCUUAUGGAUAUAGAUAGACUGGAAAAGAAGAUUGAGGAAUUUUCUGAAAUUGAGACAGUGCACCAAAUGCAGUUACACACAUAUGAGAACAGUUUGCUUAAUAAAGAUGCAAGUUUGCAAAAGAAAGAUUUAAGUAUAGAAGAGCUUAAGUCAACCAUCAGAGAAUAUGGAACCAUUAUAGAGAAUUUACGAGAGGAUAAAAACAAGCUGGCUGAUGAGUUACAGCUCUUACAGCAGGAGCUCAUCGUAAAUGGGAUCCAGUUGAAUAUUAGUGGUGAGCAUAAUAGUAUCAUUCCUGAAGGAGAAAAAUCUUUACAUUGUGAACUCAUUCUUGCAGAGUCUGCAGAGAACAGUGAAACUGAGUGGCAAUGCAGUUUAAACAGCUUGUCUUCUCUGGAUACAAUUAUGGACCAAGAAUUCCUGAUGUUAUUGAGAGAAACUGAACAAAAGAGAGUGGAAUUCACAACCACGUUGCAAAAGCUGCACGAAGAAGUGUCGGAAGUUGAAACUUUUAUUGGCACCUCUUUUCAGUGGGUAAAUGAUCCAGAAACGACUGUGAAAGAAAAGUGGGGGAACAAGCUUACAGAAUUCAAACAUAUCUUAGAAGAGAAGCUAAAUUUUUGCGUAUUAAUUCUGAAAAGCUUGGGAAACCACAAAGAAUAUCUUGAAAAAGAGUUUGUCAAAUUGAUAGAGAUUUUGAAGAGAUUCAGCCUGGAAUAUUUUUAUUUGGGGAAGGAAUUCCUUUCCAGGCAGAAGCAACUAGAAGCCAUUAAACAACUGCAAGAAUAUGCCGUCAACCAGGAAGCCAUCCUCAGGACGAAGCUCCAGAAAGUCAGCCAAGGGCUGGAGGAGGCAGAGGAGCAGGUGGGGUGGCCCCUGACUAUAUUAUAUCUGGGGGAAGUCACCUUAGAUUUUUUUAAAACCAUGAAGUAAAAAUGAAGGAGGAACAACAACAAAAAACAAAAAAACAAAGAGGAACUGCGGAGUCAGUCCCUAGUGACUAGCAGAGAGCGGAGGAAGUAAAGGGGGAGUUGUAAAAGAGGCGGUGUCAGAGCCUGCUGAUGAAAGAGGCAAGUUUGCAGAAAGAGGCAACUUGACAUAUCAGGACUUUUACCGGCUGUAGAAAUAGCUCAGGCAUACAAAGCCCAUGCAAACACAGAAUUGCAGAAGUUCAGUAGAGGCUUAUCACUUCUCUGAGAAGAAAAGCACAUUUUCAGUUUCGGGUGCAUAAUAAGAGUGAGCGCUCAAUGGCUUUCUUUCCGGACUACAUUGCUAAAAUCCAGCAUUAACUGUACGUCUCCAGGUUGAGGAUCGAGAUCCGGCUGCCCAUUCUGCCAACGGAAAAGCUAAGUCUUUACAGCACAAAUUAGAGGAAGCAAUUUCUGAACAACAGAACCUCCAGAUUAUAAAUACUGAGUUAUUGAACACUUGCCAGACACUUGAAAAGAAGACAAGAAAACUGAAAAAAGCAGCAUUACUACAAACUAUAUAGUGGUCAAGAAUCAAGAGGACAACUGACCCCCCUGACCUUGAAACGUACAUGCUGGCACACAGAUCCCUUUUAUCUGGACAGCCUUACAGGGAUUCCAAGACUGGGAUUGACAA
This is a messenger RNA of Choloepus didactylus (southern two-toed sloth), 2922 nucleotides long. Its product is annotated as inositol 1,4,5-triphosphate receptor associated 2. Bases 1 to 2250 code for a protein of 749 amino acids. Gene Ontology annotation, cellular component: endoplasmic reticulum membrane. The record is from RefSeq and is a predicted model, not a curated record. The transcript has 19 exons. NCBI's taxonomy places the organism in Eukaryota, Metazoa, Chordata, Mammalia, Pilosa, Megalonychidae.